Carica papaya (papaya) is the source of this 2467-nucleotide messenger RNA. The record is from RefSeq and is a predicted model, not a curated record. NCBI's taxonomy places the organism in Eukaryota, Viridiplantae, Streptophyta, Magnoliopsida, Brassicales, Caricaceae.
GUCAUCAUCACCUAUAUCUCUUCUUCUUCUCUUUCUGAGGAGAUACAAUCUCAUCUUCCUUUCCUAGGUUGCCUCCCAUGGCAGGCAUGUUGGCUUAUUAACACUACCUGGUUUAUUUAUCCCAUCAAUACUCUUCUUCUUCCCCUCACCAUCCCUACUUAUCAAGUUCAAUUCAACUCACUUUGAUUAUUCACUCUUCUGCAAUUACAGGAGACAUAUAAUAAUAAGGGCGAGAUAUAUGGCACGGGAGAUUUGUGAAGAUAAAUCAAGGAGCUUUGUCUACUCAGAUGAUUCAUCUACUAAUCCCACAAUCAGUACCCAUCUGGUUAACCAGAUCCAAGGCUUUGAUUCCAACCCAGAGAUCUUCAACUUGACCACAAGCAUGGAGAUGAUAGGAUUCUCAAAGAAUCAUCAUCAUCAUCAACCGGGUGAUGCCACAAGCUCUGCUCAUUUAUGGAGGACUUUCUUUAACAAGCCAGGAAACAACGCUUCCUCUUCAAAACCAACAACAUCAAUCAAUGAGUCGACUAGUGAUUUCUACCAGAACGAGUUCAACACAAGUGGUGAGAAUCUACUGGUUGGACAUGACUCCGCUCCAUGGCAAGACAACAGGCAGCAGCUGCUCGUAGAUGAUUCUUCUUUGAGGUGUGUUUUCCCUUGCGAAGGAAAUGAAAGACCAAGUCAAGGUCUUUCUCUCUCUCUUUCUUCGACCAACCCAACUAGUAUUGGCUUACAGUCUUUUGAAUUGAGACAAACCAGUCAAAACAAUCAUGAUCAAGGAGAUGAUAUGAGGUUUAUGGGUUCAAGUUGCUUCUUUAACAAAUCUGCAAACAUUCAACAAUUGAUUCAUCAUCAAGGACAGUUUCAGCUAAGAAGCUCCAAGUAUCUGGGUCCUGCUCAGGAGCUUUUGAAUGAGUUUUGCAGCCUUGCGUCGUCUAAACAAACCGAUGUAUCAAAGCCAAAGAUCAAUAAAUCCAAACAAUGGGAUGAUGAAGGUUCCAGCACUUGUUCAAGAAAACAAGCCCUGCAUUCUCUUGAAUUUUUCGAAUUACAGAAAAGAAAAACGAAGCUGCUUUCAAUGCUAGAAGAGGUGGACAGAAGAUACAGAAACUACUGCGAUCAAAUGAAGGCCGUCGUAUCAUCUUUCGAAGCCGUCGCGGGUAUCGGAGCGGCGGCGGUUUACUCAGCUUUGGCAUCAAAAGCCAUGUCAAAGCAUUUUAGAUGCUUAAGAGACGGAAUAAUUGAUCAAAUUCAUGCGACAAAGAAGGCGAUGGGUGAGAAAGACCCAGUGGCACCAGGCACCACAAGAGGUGAAACUCCAAGGCUUAGGCUGCUGGAUCAAACAUUCAGACAACAAAGAGCGUAUCAGCAGAUGAGCAUGAUGGAGAGUCAUCCAUGGAGGCCGCAAAGGGGAUUACCAGAGAGAUCUGUAUCUGUUCUUCGAGCUUGGUUGUUCGAGCAUUUUUUACACCCGUACCCAAGCGAUGUCGAUAAACAUAUCUUAGCUCGCCAAACUGGUCUUUCAAGAAGUCAGGUGUCCAAUUGGUUCAUUAAUGCAAGAGUAAGACUGUGGAAGCCAAUGGUUGAAGAAAUGUACUUGGAAGAAACAAAAGAGGAAGACGACAAGAUGAACAACAAGGCCUCCUCGGAUGAUGUUGAUGACGACAAUGGCCGGCCUAACAAUCAGAAUCUAAUUCAUACAGAUGAAAAGCCCACACCCGACCAACUUCUUCGGAUUGAUUCAGAAUGUCUCUCCUCCAUCAUCAAUAAUAGCCCUGCAGAAAAGAUCAAUCACCCUAAACCCACCAAAACUACCCUUCAUCAUCAUCAUCAUCAUCAACCAACUUUUGGCUCCUACGCUCCCAUGGAACUCGACUUUUCUUCCUACAAUCCUGAUCAUGGCUUAUCUUAUGAUUCCACCAACCAAACCUUCAAUGGUGGAGUGUCUUUGACUUUAGGGUUGCAGCAACACGGAGGGAGUGGAGGAGUGAGUCUGGCAUUCUCUCCUGCAUCACAAACUUCGUUGUUUUACACUACUACUAGAUCAGAUCACAUGGAAGAUUGCCAACAAGUUCAAUACUCACUUUUAGAAGGUGAAGCACAACAUUUGCCCUAUAGAAAUUUGAUGGGUGCUCAGUUGCUUCAUGACUUGGCUGGAUAACUACGUACUUCUCAUGGGACCCAUUUAUAUAUAUGGCUACCUAUAUCACAAAUAUAAACAUGAUAAAAAUUGAUACUUCAUACAUAUAUAUACAUAAAAGUUUACACGUGGUUAAUUAUAUAUAUAUAUAUAUAUAUAGUACAUGGGAUUUAUAUUAGAUUAAUUACUCCUUGGGUGGUAGCUAAAUUUUACAUCCUUCUUUCAACUGGAAGGACAUACGUUUAAUUAUUAUUAUUAUUGCUGUUUAGGUUUAUUUGCACAUCAUGUGCCGUGUGUGUGUAUUGAUGCAAGCUUCUUCUUCUUCUU